Molecule: messenger RNA, 1080 nt
Organism: Diversispora eburnea
Lineage: Eukaryota; Fungi; Glomeromycota; Glomeromycetes; Diversisporales; Diversisporaceae
Source: the annotation of a GenBank genome assembly
AUGAACGAAGGAAAGUUUUGUCAAGGGAAAGAUUGUAUAAAACCUGCUAAACUACAAUGUCCUAAAUGUUUGAAAUCAGAAAUUAAAGGCUCAUACUUUUGUUCGCAAGAAUGUUUCACGAAGAAUUGGGCUACACAUAAACUAUUACACCAAAAUAAAUCAACCAAAUUGGCCGAAAACUAUGUUAUGGCAUUUCCUUACACUGGUGACUUACGAGCUAUAUAUCCUCUUUCUCCACGAAGACUUGUUCCUGCUCAUAUUAAAAAACCAGAUUAUGCGGAUGAUCCAAGAGGUAUACCAGAAUCCGAAACAAAAAAUCGUAGUUACAUCCAAGUUUUGAGCAAUGAUGAAAUUGCGGCGAUGCGAAAAGUUUGCACGCUCGCUCGUGAAGUUUUGGAUAUCGGCGCGGCUGCAGUUAAACCCGGAGUUACAACUGAUGAGAUCGAUCGUAUUAUACACGAAGCAACUAUCGAACGUGAUUCCUAUCCAUCGCCUUUGAAUUAUUAUGAAUUUCCAAAAUCGGUUUGCACUUCAGUGAAUGAAGAUCGUCGAGAAUUACAAGACGGUGAUAUUGUUAAUUUAGAUGUAACUCUAUAUCAUGACGGAUUUCAUGGGGAUUUGAACGAAACCUAUCCCGUUGGAAAUGUGGACAAAGAAAGUCUGAAACUCAUAAAAACAGCAAAAGGAUGUCUGAAUAAAGCUAUCGAAUGUGUAAAACCUGGAUUUUUGUAUCGUGAUCUCGGCGUGGUUAUUGAAAAACAUGCAAAGGCUAAUGAUUGUUCUGUUGUUCGAACUUAUUGUGGUCACGGUAUUCAUAGAUUAUUCCAUUGUGCCCCAAACGUUCCACAUUAUACAAGGAACAAAGCGGUUGGAAAAAUGAAACCUGGAAAUGUUUUUACAAUCGAGCCAAUGAUAAAUCUUGGCACAUAUUACGAUAGACUUUGGCCCGACAAAUGGACAGCAGUUACGGAAGAUGGUAAACGCAGUGCACAAUUUGAACAUACUUUAUUAGUCACUGAAACUGGUGUCGAAAUUUUGACAGCAGGAAUAGGUGAAAGACGAUUCUAUCCCGAACAAUGA